Molecule: messenger RNA, 5597 nt
Organism: Macrosteles quadrilineatus (aster leafhopper)
Lineage: Eukaryota; Metazoa; Arthropoda; Insecta; Hemiptera; Cicadellidae
Gene: lqfR
Product: clathrin interactor 1
Exons: 13
Coding region: 171-1730 (519 amino acids)
Biological process (GO): endocytosis
Cellular component (GO): endosome; clathrin vesicle coat; plasma membrane
Molecular function (GO): clathrin binding; phospholipid binding
Source: RefSeq, a predicted model, not a curated record
UGACAGCACCAACUGCAACUCUACAAAUGGCUACCACUACUUGGCGUCUUGGCGAUUUGGUGUCAACCACUCGUAGAUAAAAAUUCAUAGGAAAAUAUAUCUUUUUUCAGUGCGAGUUGGUAUAUUUACCACACUUUACUUCAGUAGAUUGAUAGUUCGAAUUGGUUACGAUGUGGAAAGUCCGAGAAAUCGCAGACAAAGUUACCAACGUGGUUAUGAACUACACUGACAUAGAGGCUAAAGUCAGGGAAGCAACUAACGAUGACCCCUGGGGUCCCACAGGUGUUUUGAUGCAGGAAGUAGCUCAAGCCACCAUGACUUAUGAACAUUUCCCAGAGGUCAUGACAAUGUUAUGGAAGAGAAUGCUUCAAGAUAAUAGGAAGAACUGGAGAAGAACGUACAAGGCACUACUUGUCCUGAACUAUUUAGUUCGCAACGGUUCUGAGCGAGUGGUGACGUCAGCUCGUGAACACAUCUAUGAUUUACGAGGAAUGGAGAACUAUACCUUUGUUGAUGAGUUCGGCAAGGAUCAGGGAAUAAAUGUCAGGCAUAAAGUAAAAGAGCUCAUUGAUUUCAUUCAAGACGAUGACAAGUUGCGAGAAGAAAGAAAAAAAGCCAAAAAGAACAAAGAUAAAUAUGUGGGCAUGUCAAGUGAUGCCAUGGGAAUGCAUGGCCUAGGAGGAAAUACGUGGGAUGAAACACCACGAUGGCGGAAGGAAGAAAUCAACGAAUGGGAUCAGGACAGGAGAGGAGAUGAUUCCCCCAAUAGUGAUGCAGAGGAGAGGUAUGAUUCGGAUCCUGACAGUUUUCCACCUCCAAGAAAUAUUCGCAAGUCCUCUCCUACCAAAGAAUAUAAAGAUUCAGAAAGUAUAGACUCAAGUCCACCACCUACCAUAGGGAAACUCAGCUCACCUGCUAAGACUUCUGUCACCACCAAGACUCGAACCUCCACACCUACUAGACGAGUAGACCUCGGUGCGGCUGCCAACUACGGAAAAUCACAGGUGCAGCAAACAAACGCACCCAAAAAUGACUUACUUGGUCUGUCUACUGAGUCUGCAACUCCUGCUGAUGAUUUGUUCAAUCCCCGAGCAUCAGACACCUCUCAGAGUUUCGGCGACUUCUCCAGUGCUUUUGGCAAUAAUGACAAUACAAGCAAUUCCAAGGGAGAUGAAUUUGCCGAUUUUACCUCAGCCUUUAGUAGUAAACCUUCAGAAGUGACCAUUCCACCUGUGAGUGCUCCAGUCUUUACUCAGUCUUCCAAUGUGCCUACAUUCAUAAGUAAUGGAAAACCUCCAGUGAUUCAACCCUCCAACACAGACCUGUUAUUGGGGCUCAGCUCACCCUCUGUGUCCAUGUCUCCUGUCAACCCUCUAGACGACUUGGCUCCAUUACAAGGUUCAGUUCCUCCACCGGCCAGUCUACUGCUGCCGUCCACACCUAGCCAGCUCAUAGCUCCUACGAUAGCUUCCUCUGCUACCAACAACACUGUGCCGGUUGGUAGCACGUGGAGCAACAUCAACCUCAACAUCGACAUAGACAACCUCAGUCUUGGUAGUCGCAAGUCUGCGGGGGGAACUGCACCUUCCAUGAACCAGCUGGCCGGCACGCCUACAUCACCUCUGCGCACCCCCACUCCCAGCACUGGUGCUGCUGGUAGUUUCCCAGUGAUGAGGCCAGUGUUCAGUCCCACGAUGCCUCAGUCGAACCAUUUCCCUGCAUUCAAGUGAGGGCUAAUGCUACUCUCCCUCACAUACAUAUCGCUCUGGUGCACGUGACUCACCGCCGUGUUCAUUUUACACCCCACACCCCCGCUGAGCUGGUGCCUUUUAAUGACCAAGGUUGACAUAAAGUUAGUAUGUCAGUUGAUUUUUCCUUUAGCUCAACUUACAGAAUCAAGUACAAGGACUUCUUUGUUUCGUACGUCUUCCAACUUUACAGCCAUGUUUUAAUGUGCCAAAAAAACAAGUCCUAAUAGUUUUUUUUUAUAUUUCUAAUCCAUUUAUCCUCUAAUGCUAUUUUCAAUGUUUAUCUUAAAAAUGUAUAUAUUAGGCCUAAUAAUAAUUUAAUCAAUGUCGAAAGUAUCAGUUAUCAAGCAGUCCAAGUUAAACUUUUCUUAACAGAAAUUUCAUCCUUUAACAAUAUUUAAAACUUUAAUUUUUGUUUACAACACUUUUACCCACCCAAAAGUAUAAAUCGUCAUAGGAAAGGCACCAGCAUGAUCAUUUCAAUAUAAUUAUAAUUUGGUAUGAUUGGUGCAUACUGCAUUUAACCAUUUCACAAGAGUAUCUAAACAAACUAACUGUUAUGGUUGUUCCAACUUAUGUAUUAGGUGUAAAAACAUCUUCAGUCACAUUCAUUGUUAUAUAACAAAUAAUAAGAGACCAACCCUCUAGUGACAGCCGUGUCUAUUUAUAUAAAUUCUGUACCAUGUUUUGUGAGUCAUAGGCCUUUGAGAUCCAUAGUCUAGAGUAGAUUAUACAAUAGGUGCUUGCUAAUCUGGUACAUUUGGAACUUAGACAGUGCUGAAAUAAUUGAUCAUCUUCUAAAAACAGGAGUUUGCAAGACUAGCAAAAAUACAACUAAUCAUAGAGUGUCAUUAUUUUGUGUUUUAUUGUGCUUUCUGCUUGUCAAGUGCAAAAUUAAGUAAAUAAUAAUAAAACGCCCCCUGAUUCCAUCAAAUGCAAACCAACAUCUGCCAAUUUGUCCCGAUACCUCCAAAUCUUUUUUACUUUGCCAGUCACUCCCCAUACUCAGCGCCGAACAAGCCAAUGUCUUAAAACUGCAUUAAAAGUGUUAGACCUUUUUAAAGCAAUGAUGGAUUAUUGACAGUGCUGAUCCAUUGUAACCAAAUUAGCAGGCUUUUACUGUACUAGUUUUAAGGGACUCAUAUUCAGCCGAGAGAUGGGAUCAAAGGUUACAGAAUUGAACUAUUUCAGUUGAUGCUGGUUCUUCAAUGAUUUGUUUGUGACACAGUUCAACUGGCUGUCACUCAAGAGGGUAGAGGACAGGCAAAUUCAUGAUUGCAAACAAAGAUACAGCUGUAACAUUUUCACAUCCGACCGGUCUAAACUAAAACCUCUGUUUAUUUGUAAGACUGUGCCUUUAAAGUUAGAAUCAUCCAACCACAAAACCAAUUAAUGAACUCAAUGGUUGCUCAUUUUAUACAUAAUAUUUUAACUAUUUUGUUAGCUUAUUAGGGUCGCUUUUUGCUGACAAACUUUGAUUGUAUUAAUAUUAUUGUAUCUUAAGCUUCACAUAAUGCACUUUUUUAGUUUUAAUGUUACGCAUUUUAUUUAUUCCUAGAUUUUAAUAUAUGGGUACAUCAAUGUUGUCAUUUUAACUGCUUGUGGAUUUAUGUUAAUCACUUAAAUUUGGUUUUUAGCUUAGCUAAAACCUAUUUGUGUCCAAACAGUUGAAAAUACAUUUGGAGUAAAACUAGAUACAGUUGGUGCUUGGUUUGUAUAAAUAUAUAUUUCAAAUAUCUAUUUAACAUAAUUUGUACGUUAACAUUAUAGCUAUGGUUUUGUAGACAUAAUACAUUUCACUGUUAGUGAUUGGUAGCUAAGUAUUUAAAUAAGCCAGAUUGUUAUUUGAAACACUAAAAGUUAUAAACUAUUGUUGACAAUAAAGUUAAUUGUUAAUAAACUGCAUUCUCGACAUAUUGAUUCUUUAUAAGUUGAAAUUCACUAUCUCCAAAGGUUGUCUUACAGGUAUUUUUUAUGAAUAUUGUUGUAGUUUUUUUUCUUUCUUUUUUUAUAGGCUACUUAAAAUUAUGAAAUGUUUUGAGAGGUUCUAUGAAACAUUCACUUUUUUAUCUGGCUCAGUAAUGAGUUUAUUUGCUCCUGUAUGAUGAUGUAUCAAAUAACUGUGGCAAGCUAUAUCUUUCAACAGGACAAUGCAAUAGCAUACAAUUAUGGUAUUCUAUGUAAUAGUAAAAAUUGGAUCUCUAAUAUGACAAGUUGUUUUCUUUUGACAGAAAACUUUGUUGUUUUAAAUCAUCUAAAUUCACUCUUAGGGUUGGUUAAUUUGCCAAAAAUGGUUUGGAUUAAACGUAACCUUAGGUACUUAAUAUUCCAUGAAGGUAGCAAAAAUUAUUUUUUACUUUUACUUUGGAUUUAGCUUAAUGUUGUUUCCCAGCUUUCUUUUGGGAAAAAUAUAAACUUGAAGUAAUUGUCAGUUUUUUAAGAGAUACCAUUUGCUUAGGUAAAUCUCCUCUUUGAUAGACAAAAGCUCAGAUCUGGGUGUUCGGUUUUGGAUUUUUCUUCUGUUUAAAUUCAAUACAUCUUUUCUACCCACCCAGUGUUACUUUUGAAUGCCUAUUGAUUUAAAACUUUAAGAAUCAGUUUAGAAAAAUAUUGGAUAAAAAAAUAUGUAUUUAAAAUUUGGUGACAGUCAGUGUGUAAAUAUUGUUUGAAUACAAAUGUAAUCAUGUACAUAAGGCGGGUGGAAGGCAAAGCACGUGUUUAAUAUUGAGAGAGUGACUGAGAACAUAGCAAUAUAAUUUUGUUAUUUGGUUUUGAAAUGUUUAUAUGUAAAAACUUUUUACGGUGUCACUUUACCACAAAGCUCUUGUUAUCUCCUUAUAGUAAUAUACCUGUUUUUGGAUAUCGGUCAUGUUUAACUAAAUGGCAUAUGAUAUAGAUGGUUAUGUGCCAAUGUGAUAUUGUUAAUGUAGGUACAACAUUCGUUGAUGUGAACAUUUGGGAUGUAAGCCAUUGUUUAAGUCUGUGGUUGGGCUCCACUGUAAAAUAUGUCCAUAAAAUGGAUGGAUUUUUUUUAUAAAAGUUGCUUUUAGUUAACUGCUACUGGGGUGCAAAAUUUAGAUACAAUUUAUUGUUAAGUGAUUAGUUGUAUGUCAAAACUGCUGAUAAAGUUUGAAUUGUGUUAAAAGAUUAAGUAAAAAACUAUUUUUUAAAUUGUUUAACAUUUAACAUGUUUUAAUUUGAAAUUAGGCUAAAUUUGUGCAAAAGACACUUUCGAAAUGUAAGUUUCAAUAAUCCAACAUUAUUCAGUAGCGUGUCUUUAUUAUAUGAAUGUUGUUUGGCCUGAAAAGUAAUUUUAUAAAGUGAUAAUGAAAUAUGUUUACUUAUACUAUAUGGUUUACUUAAGAAAAUGUUGAACCUGAAGACUCCUUCAUGUCUGGUAAUGUUUAUCAUAAUUUGAGGGUUAACUAGCUUGCCUGAUGCAUUCAGCAAAGCAAUGUUUUCAGGGAAUGCCUACUAUUACUGUUACAUAAUAUGUUUAUUAGUUAUUUUGUCAUUCCAAAUUAUUUUCAUUAUGGGUUAUAUUUGAAAUUAAUGUUAUAUCGAGGUUAAUUAGAAGUUUGCUGCCAAGUUAUUGCAUAUUACAAGUUUUUUGUGUCGAUUAAAUAAUUGGUUUGAUCAAAUUAUUAUAUUUUAUUUUGCAUAAAUGCAUUAAAAAAAUUUUGAAAUUCCUUACUAUCAGACUGAUUGCUAUAUUCCAAGCUGUGACUUGGUGGCAGCUAUAACCAUGGUGGAGGGUAGCACAAUUGUAUAUAUAUACAUAAUUUGUAAAUUGCUUUCUUUAAUGGUGUUGGAACUAUGAGAAUAUAAAUGAAUAAACCAUUAAUUAAA